Drosophila busckii is the source of this 1218-nucleotide messenger RNA. Its product is annotated as zinc finger protein 16. Gene Ontology annotation, biological process: regulation of transcription by RNA polymerase II. Gene Ontology annotation, molecular function: DNA-binding transcription factor activity, RNA polymerase II-specific; zinc ion binding; RNA polymerase II cis-regulatory region sequence-specific DNA binding. The coding region runs from base 39 to 1118 and encodes 359 amino acids. The transcript is spliced from 2 exons. The record is from RefSeq and is a predicted model, not a curated record. Gene Ontology annotation, cellular component: nucleus. Lineage: Eukaryota; Metazoa; Arthropoda; Insecta; Diptera; Drosophilidae.
CAAGCCAAUGUAAGCAAACAAAUAAACAAACGCGAAGCAUGUCGCUGGACAAGCUUACGCAGACGCCAAUGCUGCAGCCGGAGCUGAAGCAGCUUUGCCGCGUUUGCAAUGUGUCCUCUAAAGCAGCGUUACCGAUCUUCCAGCCACACAGCAUUGACGGCGACGGCGAGCUAACGACGUUGGCAGCGCUGCUUAGACUUUGCGCCAAUUUGGAUGUGCUGGAAGAAGAGAACUUUAUGCCUAGUUACAUGUGCAAGGACUGCGUCGAUUGGCUGAAACAUGUCUACCACUUUAGACGCACUGCUGAGCGCACUGAUCUCUUGCUGCGCAAACGUCACAAACACACUCAAGCUCGGCUUAAUGCGGAAUCGGAUGAGUAUAUCUUUGUGCUGGAGCAGGCUUAUCUGGAAACACUAGAGACUUCAACUGUUUGCAGUCAGAAGCAGGAGCCAGAACCCUACGAAGAUAUGCUGUCUGAUGAAUUGCAGUUAGAAUGUGAAGCCUUUGAAUCGGCUGUGCCAGUGGACAAACAGCAGCAGCCAGCUGCAGGUGAUGAAGCAGCGCCCAAGAGGCGUUAUAGAUCUCAAAAUUUCAUGCUGCAGUGUGGGAUCUGUGGAAAGUAUUUGAGCACUACCAAUUCGUUUAAUUAUCAUAUGCGACUGCAUGGCGACGAGUGUCCGUAUGUUUGUGAAAUCUGCGGCGCAGCGUUUAAAACACGCAAUGCAUACGAUGGCCAUGUAACACUACACAAUCCGGACAAUCCCAACAAAUGUCAUUUGUGCCCCAAAACCUAUCGCCAGGCUUCCUCCCUACGCGCUCACCUGCUCACUCACAGCGGCAUCAAGCCCUUUAGCUGUGACAUCUGCGGCAAGGGUUUGACCCAGAAGUCCGGCUAUAAGAAGCAUAUGCUAACACACACAGGCGAAAAGCCGCAUCACUGCGAUAUCUGCGGACGCCACUUUCGAUAUUCCAGUAAUUUAAUAGCACAUAAACGCAGCCAUACGCGUAAUUCCAUAAAAACUCCGAGAGCAGCGCCAGGCUCUGUAAAGAAACGCACUCGAAAAAGAGCGAGAAAGAAAGAGAAAGAGCGAGACUCACAAUCAGAAUUGGACAUUUAACUUGAAUUGAAUGACAAUUAGGAUAGAAAAACAUACACACGUUAUUGUUUAUAUAUGAAUAUAUAUAUGCAUAUAUGUACAUAAUAUAUCUGAACAUUUA